This is a messenger RNA of Mytilus trossulus (common blue mussel), 2754 nucleotides long. Its product is annotated as GATA zinc finger domain-containing protein 14-like. The coding region runs from base 1 to 2754 and encodes 917 amino acids. The record is from RefSeq and is a predicted model, not a curated record. The transcript is spliced from 2 exons. Lineage: Eukaryota; Metazoa; Mollusca; Bivalvia; Mytilida; Mytilidae.
AUGACACUCACCAUUGCUCUGCUUUUCACUUUGUCAGCUGUGUGCACAAAUGCACAUCUACCAUGUUAUGGGAAGGAUUGUGGGAAUUGGAUUUGGGGCUGGAAUGGAUAUGGAGGUGGAUAUAGAAGAUACAAUGGAUUAAGUUUAGUUGGCAAUCAUGGUGGAAAAGAUCACAUAGGAUAUGGUAUUGGUAGUGGUGGUAAAUAUCAUGUAGGAUACGGAAGUGGUUAUGGUGGAAAUAAUGGUGACAAUCAUAAUCAUGAUAAUGGUGACAAUCAUGAUGAUAACAAUCAUAACGGUGACAAUCGUGCUGGAUAUAGUUAUGGAUAUGGUGGCUAUCCCAGUAAAGUGAGUGGUAAAAAUAAUGGCGGCAAUCAUGAUGAUAACAAUCAUAAUGGUGACAAUCAUAAUGCUGACAAUCAUGCUGGAUAUAGUUAUGGAUAUAAUGGCAAUCCUAGUAAAGUGAAUGGUGGAAAUAAUGAUGUAAAUCAUGAUGAUAACAAUCAUAAUGGUGACAAUCAUAAUGGUAACAAUCAUGAUGAUAACAAUCAUAAUGGUGACAAAAAUAACGGUGACAAUCAUAAUGGUAACAAUCAUGAUGAUAACAAUCAUAAUGGUGACAACCAUGAUGAUGACAAUCAUAACGGUGACAAUCAUAAUGGUAAUAAUCAUAAUGGUGACAAUAAUAAUGGUAACAAUCAUAAUGGUGAUAAUCAUAAUGGUGACAAUCAUAAUGGCGACUAUCAUAAUGGUAACAAUCAUGAUGAUAACAAUCAUAAUGGAGACAAUCAUAAUGAUGACAAUCAUAAUGGUAACAAUCAUGAUGGUAACAAUCAUGAUGAUAACAAUCAUAAUGGUGACAAAAAUAACGGUGACAAUCAUAAUGGUAACAAUCAUGAUGAUAACAAUCAUAAUGGUGACAGUCAUAAUGGUGACAAUCAUUAUGAUGACAAUCAUAAUGGUAACAAUCAUGAUGAUAACAAUCAUAAUGGUGACAAUCAUAAUGGUAACAAUCAUGAUGAUAACAAUCAUAAUGGUAACAAUCAUGAUGAUUACAAUCAUAACGAUAACACUCAUGAUGAUACCAAUCAUAAUGAUGACAAUCAUAAUGGUAACAAUCAUAAUGGUGACAAUCAUAAUGGUGACUAUCAUAAUGGUGACAAUCAUAAUGGUAACAAUCAUAAUGGUGACAAUCAUAAUGGUGACUAUCAUAAUGGUGACAAUCAUAAUGGUAACAAUCAUAAUGGUGACAAUCAUAAUGGUGACUAUCAUAAUGGUGACAAUCAUAAUGGUAACAAUCAUGAUGAUAACAAUCAUAAUGGUGACAAUCAUAAUGGUAACAAUCAUGAUGAUAACAAUCAUAAUGGUGAAAAUCAUAAUGGUGACAAUCAUGCUGGAUACAGUUAUGGAUAUGGUGGCAAUCCCAGUAAAGUGAAUGGUGGAAAUAAUGGUGGCAAUCAUGAUGAUGACGAUCCUGAAGAUCACUCAAUCACUCAGUAUGACCCUCAUGACAUUGAAAAUCAUGCUGGAUAUAGAAGGGGAUAUCAUGGUAAAGUGAAUGGUGGAAAUAAUGUUGGCAAUCAUGGAAGCAGAUAUGUUAAAGUGAAAAGUGUAAAAAAUGGUGGCAAUCAUGGUAAAGUGAAUGGUGGAAAUAAUGGUGGCAAUCAUGGUAGCAGAUAUGGUAAAGUGAAUAGUGGAAAUCAUAGAAGCAAGACUCACUUAAGAUAUGGUAGCAGAUAUGUUAAAGUGAAUGGUGGAAAUAAUGGUGGCAAACAUGGUAGCAGAUAUGGUAAAGUAAAUGGUGGAAAUAAUGGUGGCAAACAUGGUAGCAGAUAUGGUAAAGUAAAUGGUGGAAAUAAUGGUGGCAAUCAUGAUAAAGUGAAUGGUGGAAAUAAUGGUGGCAAUCAUGGUGAAGUGAAUAGUGGAAAUAAUGGUGGCAAUCAUGAUAAAGUGAAUGGUGGAAAUAAUGGUGGCAAUCAUGGUGAAGUGAAUGGUGGAAAUAAUGGUGGCAAUCGUGGUAGCAGAUAUGGUAAAGUGAAUGCUGGAAAUCUUGGAAGCAAGAAUCACGUUAGAUAUGGUAGCAGGUAUGUUAAAGUGAAUGGUAAAAAUCAUGUUAAAGUAAAUGGUGGAAAUCACGGUAAAGUGAAUGGAAAUAAUGGUGGCAAUCAUUGUAAAGUGAAUGGUGGAAAUCAUGGUUAUGAAAAUCAUGUUGAAUAUGGUGACAAUCAUGGUAAAGUAAAUGAAGGAAAUCAUGGCAGCAAGAAUCAUAUAAGAUAUGGUAGCAGAUAUGGUGGUACUCAUGGUAAGAAGAAUGAUGGAAAUAAUGGUAAAGUGAAUAGUGGAAAAUAUCAUGUUGGAUAUGGUGGCAUAUAUGGUGGAAACUGGGGUAAAGUGAAUGGUGUCACUCAUGGUACCAAGAAAUGUGUCAAUCAUGGUACCAAGAAAGUUGUCAAUCAUGGUACAGAAAACGGUGACAACCAUAGGAAAGUGAAUGGUGGCAAAUAUCAUGUUGGAUAUGGUAUAAAAUAUGCUGGGAAUCAUGUAAAAGCAAAAAGUGCAAAUCAUGUAAGCCUAGAUAAUGGUGGACAUAGUCACGUAUUUGGUGGCAAUCAUGGUGAAGGAGUUGUUUUGCGUGGUGGCAAUAAUGGUGUGCAUGGUGCCAAUUAUGGUGGUGGAGUUGUUUUGCAUAGUGGCGGACGUGUGCAUGGUGAUGCUUAUAGUGGAGUUCAUAGUGGAAAGAAAAAUACUUAUUAA